Chelonia mydas (Green sea turtle) is the source of this 2666-nucleotide messenger RNA. RefSeq names its product nuclear receptor subfamily 1 group D member 2. The transcript has 8 exons. The record is from RefSeq and is a predicted model, not a curated record. Gene Ontology annotation, molecular function: nuclear receptor activity; RNA polymerase II cis-regulatory region sequence-specific DNA binding; zinc ion binding. Gene Ontology annotation, biological process: positive regulation of transcription by RNA polymerase II; cell differentiation; negative regulation of transcription by RNA polymerase II. NCBI's taxonomy places the organism in Eukaryota, Metazoa, Chordata, Testudines, Cheloniidae. Bases 457 to 2088 code for a protein of 543 amino acids.
CCCCCCCGUUCUCCUUGUCUGAAAUGUGUGUCAGUGGGGCACGGCUCGGGCUGCCUCACAUGCCGUCAACACACGAGCCGCCCGCGAAGGCAUCGCCAGCGCCCGACUCCCCCGCAACCCCGCCUGGCUAGGAAACGAGCGCUUGCUAAUCCCCGAGCGAACCAGCCACCCUCGCCCAUGUAGACGCGGAGAAAGCUCCAGCCCCAGUUAGGAGCACGUGGAAGCCGCAAUCGGCAGCCGGGGCUGCCUUCUGGAAUCUAAAGGCAUUUGGGCAGCUGGCGGCUCGGGAGCGAAUACGCCCGGAGGAGCCGCGGAGGAGGAAGCCGGGUGACCAAAGACAACCCCCGCCCCCCGGCCCAGCCACCACCGCCCCACACACACAGCCCCCUCACACUCCUGCCUGCCUCCCCGAAAGGGGCCCGGGUGAAAUUAAGGACGAGCCAGACAGAGAUCACCAUGGAUAACAGCCCUGGCAGCGUGAUCCUCUACGUGGGCUCCACGGCCGGCUCCAGCCCCACCCCGGGCAGCCCACCCGGCGGCUACCUGGUGCCCUCCCCGCAGCACUCCCUGCCCUCAUCGCUGGAGGAGCUGACGCUGACUGAGAUCGGGGCCAUCAAGCCACAGGGUUCCAGCUCGCCAUCCUCGCCUAAGGUGGCCUUCCAGUUCCCGGAGGGGGUCAGGUACCCCAGCAAGGGCCAGUCGCCCCCCACGCAGAGCAGAGUUGCCACGGCCAAGCAGAACGGCGUGACCGGCACCUUCUCUAAGACGGGCGGGAUGGUGCUACUGUGCAAGGUGUGCGGGGACAUCGCCUCCGGCUUCCACUACGGCGUCCACGCCUGCGAGGGCUGCAAGGGCUUCUUCCGCCGCAGCAUCCAGCAGAACAUCAACUACAAGAUGUGCGUGAAGAACGAGAACUGCAUGAUCAUGCGCAUGAACCGCAACCGCUGCCAGCACUGCCGCUUCAAGAAGUGCCUGGCCGUGGGCAUGUCCCGCGACGCUGUGCGCUUCGGGCGCAUCCCCAAGCGGGAGAAGCAGCGCCUGAUGGACGAGAUGCAGAGCUACAUGAGCAGCCUGAACGAGGCCCCCAUGGACGUGGGGCUGGGGCCCGAGGGGGAGGCGCCCCCCAGCCCCGAUGCCCAGGAGGAGGAGGCCAUCGGCGCCAUCUCGCGGGCCUAUCACGACAUCUUUGUCAGCGGGCAGGACCGGCUGGGCAAGCGGGCCGAGCCCUACCCCUCGCUCAGCUACGCCGACCAACAGCUCAACAACGGCGAUGCCUACGGGCAGUACGACUCAGCCCACCUGCCCCUCUCCGGCUACGGCGCCUGCCCCCAGGAGGCCCCCGGCUACGUGGACAACGGGCCCCGCCGCUUCGGCAACGACAUCUACCAGGCCCAGCAGGCUGGCUACCUGGCCAACGCUGGGCACUACCCCUCUUUCGAGUACGGCUACUCCGAGAGGGCAUGCCCCUGGCGCUCGGCCACCAGCAGAGGCAUUGCAUGCCCUUUGAACGCCAGCCCACACUGCAGCAACAGCAAGAGCAGCCAGCAGGUGUGGGAGGAGUUCUCCCAGUGCUUCACGCCUGCUGUCAAGGAGGUGGUGGAGUUCGCCAAGAGCAUCCCAGGCUUCCAGUCGCUCUGCCAACAGGACCAGGUCAUGCUCCUCAAGGCAGGCACCUUCCAGGUGCUGAUGGUGCGGUUCUCCUCCCUCUUCAACCCCAAGGAGAAGGUGGUGACGUUCCUGAGCGGCGAGACCUACUCGCUCUGCAGCCUGCGCUCUAUGGGCAUGGGCUGCCUGCUGGACUCCAUGUUCGAGUUCAGCGAGAAGCUCGGCUCCCUCGGGCUGGACGCCCAGGAGAUGGCGCUCUUCAUGGCUGUCGUCCUUGUCUCGGCAGAUCGCUCUGGCAUCUCAGACGUGGAUGCCGUGGAAAUCCUUCAGGAGACCCUCAUCCGGGCCCUGCGGACUCUGGUGACGAAGAAGCAUCCCGACGAUUCCACCCUCUUCCCCAAACUCCUCCUGCGCCUUCCCGACCUGCGGACCCUCAACAACCAGCACUCGGAGAAGCUCCUGGCCUUCCGGAUCGAUCCUUAAGCCCACCGGAGACGCCUGCCCUCCGAGCCUAGGGGGAGAAGGAUCAAGAACAGUCACCGGACCCAGCGCCUCGGGCUGCAUUUAGCUCUUUCGAAGACGAGGAAGGAGGGCUCUGGCGUUGCAGGGCAGCACGUGGCCUGUCAAAGCCGGGCUCUGCCAGCGCACGUCCCCCAACCCGGGGUGAUCGGGUUCAGGAGGAGAGAGCACACUUCCCGCACGGCGCUCUGUGCCGCACAGCAAGGCCUGGAGAGCGUAGAGAACAUGCGUCCGAACUGACCGCACCAACACAGACACAGUGUAUAUAUGUGUAUAGAACUCUCGCUCUGUAUUGUGUUGAGGUUCUCGUCUAUAUAUAAAGAGCCUGGAUAUGUUGUACAUACUGCGUAUCGGUAGAUCUCGGGGGGGGGGGAGGGGACGGCUCACCCCACUCAUGUUUCAUUUGAAGAUCUAGUUCCUUCUUAGGGUGCAUGCUGUUUUAGCCCAUUCCUCUCCGCCUCCACCCCCCAUUCGUACCAGCCCUCUCCUAUGGGUGGCUUGUGGAGCUGUGCUCUGUGGACGGUAUAGGAUAGCCUGGAUCA